CUGCGACAGAAAUCACACCGAAGCUAGCACUAGACACUACUAUGCUCGGACUCGCGCUGGAAUCUUGGCCUCGAAUACUUCCCGUCCUGCCGGAUGGCUGAAAGAGCCCAGCGCACCCUGCCAUACGGUCAUUUUGGUCGCGCAGCAUAUUCUCUAGAUGAUUCAGAAUGGCACUUUGAGCGGUCCUUCGCGGCGCCUCUAUCAAUCAAGCCUCUUGGCGAUCCUAAGCAGGUCUGCCCUCCAGAUGCGCAAUUCCAGCCUGAGCAGAUUCGCAAAGAGCCUCCAGCACUUCGCCAGCGAAGGCAAAUCAAACAUCUCGUGGCCCGCAUACCUGAGCUUCAGCCGGCCGCAAGACUGUUACCAGAACUACUGCGAGUCUCCGAAGCCACACAGACUGCGUUAUCGAACCAUGAUGCGACUCGAGCAGGCCUUAUCACGACAACCAACAUCCGCUCUGAGCUGCACCAUAGAUGGAUUCAGAUAGCUGCUUUACCAGCUGGUAGCACUCGAUCUGACUUGCGUUUGGUAAGGGUGCAGAAGCAGCGUCGGGGCUGGGCCGAACGGGAGAUGUGCUGGAUCAACGUGCCUACGCUCUACGGCGAAGAGGUCGUGUGGAAAGGUAUGGAAGGCCCAAUUCAGCAAGUCCUGUUCGCACAGCCUUUAGAUCGCUGCGAAGCGCUACUUGGCGUCCGGUUUCUCACAAAAACAAUGAUAUUCCGCCCAAGGCACGGCUUCUCUACGGAGAACGUCGACGCUGCAUCUGCUCUCCAGCCAAACUUGUUGUAUAAUAUCGAUAUGAGUUCUACUGGAGGUAGUGUGCAUGUGGACAUUGCCUUCAAUCCUUGGUUCUCUCAACAAAUUGCCAUCGUCGAUCAGGAUGGUUCGUUGACCGUCAUGGAGUUCCAAUCACGCAAGCUUGCACGUAUUGCGCGAUCAUGGAAGGCUAAAGUGAAAAGCACUGCACUGAGUGACGGCUGGGCACGCGUCGCCUGGAUGUUCAAUCUUGAAAUCGUCGCAGUGUGCAGCCGCGAGUCGUUGGUCUUGUUCCGAAUUGCUGGAAAGACCCUGACCAUUUUGCAUACUGUCACGCCUGAAAUCGAACACGGUGCUCAAUGGAUCCUGGACUUUGCAACAAUUCCCGGCCAUCCGGACUGCUGUGUUCUCCUGACUUCGACUCAAUUGUUGGUGUACCAGGUUUCAGGUGUGGACAUGCGACAGAUCGAAGUACACACGAAGUGCACGAUUGAUCACUUCAAGAAUCCUGAGGAUAUCGGCAUGCGACUACAUGUAUGGUCGAGCCAGGAGGACAUGUUUGUCCUGUUAUAUGCAGGCAGAGGCAGCACAAAAAUUGUUUACCGCUUCGGCUUCGCCCACGAAACUCAGUAUCGCGUGCAUGAGCCCUUGGAACUGCAACUGCUCACCAACGAUCGUGCUGCUCGCAUUACGGAAAUAAAAUUCUUGUCAGCCCCUUUCACCGACAACAGGCCUCAGUCGCAUUCUGAGUCCGCGUUCCAGGGUCAGUAUUUUGUCGCUACGGUCAUGUACUCGGAUGGUUCCAUAUUCGAGCAGCUCCUGUCCUGCACAUCCACCCACCCACAUGCAGAAUUGUCUGUUCCAUCGUGGGAGUCAAAGCUAGUUGUGUCAGGCGUCAUAUCCAAACAAUCUUCAUUCAUCGACGACACUGAUAUCGGAGCCGAUGUCGCAACCAAGGCCCCGGCUUCGCGUCGCGCUCGCUCGACGGCACCUAGACGACAGCCAGAAGAGCGGACUCUCGAAUUAGGCCGAGUCGCUGGACAACUAUCUGCACUUGCGCCUAGUUUACAGCCUAUCGAACACGCUCUUGAAGGAGUCAAGUCUGCGUUUGACGUGGAAGAGAGCACCAUAAUGCCCUUGCGAACACUAGACAGUCUUAUACCUGACAAAGUCGAUACUUCAAACAUCGAUGCCUUGGCCGCGGCGUUGGACGGGGCUGAAGGAUUGCUCUCACUUCCUCGCGGGUCUCCAGAAGGACAGGACGGAGUGAUCAACACUUUGCGCAGGCUUCAAAUCGUGCGCACUGCCACGCCUCCAGUGCUGCACCUCGACAGCGAAUUUCGCGAUGGAUCACUUACAUCAGUAUACAGCACGAUCGUUGCAGGCUGGCUUGGCCCCUUGUCCGAUCAAGUAUCUGCUCGAAUCAGGCUUGCAAAGGUUGCGCUGGCGCGAAAAGUUGCGACGGAUCUGACGCUAUCAAAUCUCGUAGUGCGUGUCGACGAGAGGGAGUCUCCUACAGAUGCGCCUGUAAACCACUCGGAUGCGCGACCAACAUGGGAGUUACCUGUCCGUUCAUCGGCAUAUGACGAACCUGAAGCUGCUUCGAGUACCAUCCACUCUCCACAGUAUUCAGCGCUGCCUACCCCAUCAGCAACCGCGACUCCGUCUGUGGCCUCGAUGUCUACGGGGAUGUCGAGCCUCGCAGCACCCGAAAUAUAUCGCCUCAGCAGAUAUGUCCCGAUCACAAAGCCAUCACCAAUGCUUCUCGCUCGGCCAAUGCGGAAAAUUCUAUCUCACUGGGUGGAAGGAGAGUCGCCUGACGAUUACGACUGGCGAAGAACUUCCAAGCAUAUCAACCGCGAGGAAGAAGACGAAGAAAAGGAACAUAUGACCGAGAAAGAGCUGCGGCGCCUCCGCCGUCAUGCAGAACGACACAUUAAACGCCAACGCAAGGAGGCAGAGGCAAGCCAGGCUCAACAGCUCGCGAGUAGCCAAGCACCCGAGGUCUUGGCAGCAAGUCAACCCAACUUUUUCGCAGUUGAAAGUCAGCCUACUCCCGCAAGUCUUCAGUCUUCUGUUCCGCAUGCCAAUGCUGCUAGUCAGGUUGUGUCUGGUCGUUUUGGAGGACGGCCACCACCCAAGAAGAAACGAAAGUCGGGUUUUUGAAGCAUUUGGCAUGACGCAGGACCCUUCAAAGCACGUGCAAUCACAUGUGAGAUCUGGGGAAAGCUAAUCUGGCCAUCGAUUGUCGAUCUGCCUUGUGCCUAGGCAUUUUGGCGUGUGGAGAAAGAAGUGUUGACGACAUGAUUACAGAGGGGUGCCCGUGGUUCUGAUGGGCUGUUUGUUUACAGCGAAACGAUAUAGCAUUGGUCCCAAAGUCCCUUACUCUUCUGUAUCACGACACUUUUGUCCUCGAACAAAGUACCAUAACCACCUAGUCACCCAUACCUAUUUCCACAUUCACUCUUCUGAUUAAGAAAAAAAAUGCCUGCAGGAAAGAGCCUCAAAGAUGUCGCAAAGGAGAACCCUACCCUGAUAGGUGAUCCCGUAUCCCUGAAAGCCGAAACAUCCAACACUGAACCCACCGACCAAGACCGCGGCGCCAAAAGCACCUCAAAAUCCUCCUCAUCAUCAUCCCAAAAAUCCACUCUCGCUCCCUCCCCCACCGAAGGAGACUUGGACAGUCGCACCAACAGCUCCUCCCUCAAAAACCAAGACCUCGCAGGAACAGGCGGCAAGAGACUUCCCGAUCACAUCUCUGCAGCUCCGGCGCCCACGGAGGGGGAUUUGGAUGGUGAUGAUGCACAGCAAGGUGGAAAGAAGGGAAAGAAAUCUUUGAAAGAGUUGGCAAAGGGAAAUCCGAGUCAGUUGGGUGAUCCGGUGAGUUUGAAGGCUGAGACGUCGGAUACGGAGCCGACGGAUCAGGAUCGGGGAGCGUUGGGGGGUAGGAGGGGGUCGAAGUUGUAAAUUUCUUUUCCUUUUUUUUCUGCUUUUGUUCUGGUGUUUUGGUUUUUGAAGAACGGGAGGGAAGGGGGAGGGGAGGGGAUGUGAGUGAGGUGUGUUUUUUUUUCCUUUUGAAAGAAUGAAUUGAAAAGAACGAAUGACUUCCAAAGUUGUGUUGUGUUAUGGCGUGCCUGCUGCUUCUGCUGCUCGUGGUAUGGUC
Molecule: messenger RNA, 3916 nt
Organism: Sphaerulina musiva SO2202
Lineage: Eukaryota; Fungi; Ascomycota; Dothideomycetes; Mycosphaerellales; Mycosphaerellaceae
Exons: 3
Coding region: 94-2919 (941 amino acids)
Biological process (GO): nucleolar large rRNA transcription by RNA polymerase I
Cellular component (GO): RNA polymerase I core factor complex
Molecular function (GO): RNA polymerase I transcription regulatory region sequence-specific DNA binding; RNA polymerase I general transcription initiation factor binding
Source: RefSeq, a predicted model, not a curated record